Polyodon spathula (Mississippi paddlefish) is the source of this 5898-nucleotide messenger RNA. Its product is annotated as protein fem-1 homolog A-like. The coding region runs from base 247 to 2097 and encodes 616 amino acids. Gene Ontology annotation, molecular function: protein binding. The transcript has a single exon. The record is from RefSeq and is a predicted model, not a curated record. Lineage: Eukaryota; Metazoa; Chordata; Actinopteri; Acipenseriformes; Polyodontidae.
CACCUGGGAAAGACUACAACUUUCAUGAUGCACAGCGAGUUUGGUAAACACAGAACUGUCAGAACAGCAAAAUCUCCAUUUUGUCAGCAGCAGUCUUAACAUGGCUGAAAAUGAAAGCGACAGGCAGAGGUAGGGAUAGGAUUUAAUUUUUACUUCGUAAACAGUUUUUUUUUUUUUUUCACUACAAGCACUUUAUGGACCCGGCGCAGGUUUAAAUGGCCGAAGGAAGACCACAACAGCGGGGAGAUGGAUAUUAAAACAGCGUUUUUCAAUGCUGCCAGAGAUGGGAAGCUGAAACUUAUUCAGAAGUUAGUCAGCAACAAAAGUAUAGAGGAGUUGGAAGCCCUGGCCGGGGAAAAGACCCAAGGAGGCACCCCGCUUUUAAUAGCGUCCAGAAACGGGCACCUGGAGGUGGUGGAGUAUUUGCUGCAGCACUGCAGGGCCGAUGUGGAACUGGGCGGUUCUGUAAACUUUGAUGGGGAGACUAUAGAAGGGGCGCCACCUCUGUGGGCUGCCUCUGCGGCUGGUCACCUGCAUGUCGUCCGCGGCUUGUUGAAAAACGGGGCGUCUGUCAACAACACCACCCUGACCAACUCCACCCCGCUGCGGGCCGCUUGCUUCGACGGGCACCUGGAGAUCGUCAGGUACCUGGUCGAGCACAGGGCAGACAUGGAGGUGGCCAACCGGCACGGCCACACCUGCCUGAUGAUCUCUUGCUACAAGGGCCACAAGGAGAUCGCCAAGUACCUGCUGGAGAAGGGGGCCGACGUGAACCGCAAGAGCGUGAAGGGCAACACCGCCCUCCACGACUGCGCCGAGUCCGGCAGCCUGGACAUCAUGAAGAUGCUGCUCAAGGGCAACGCCAAGAUGGAGAAGGACGGUUACAGGAUGACUCCCCUGCUGGCCGCCAGCGUCACGGGCCACACCAACAUCGUGGAGUAUCUCAUCCACCAGCCCAGGACCUCCAGAGAGGAGCGGAUCGACGCCCUGGAGCUGCUCGGUGCCACUUUCGUGGACAAGAAGAGGGACUUGCUGGGGGCCAUGAAGUACUGGAAGAGGGCCAUGGAGAUGAGACACAGUGACAAAGGCAGCAUUGUUCACAAGCCCGAGCCGGGGCAGCAGGUGCUGGCGUAUGAUUACUCCAGGGAGGUGACGUCCAGCGAAGAGCUGGAGUCUUUGAUCACAGACCCGGAUGAGAUGCGCAUGCAGGCCCUUUUGAUUCGGGAGCGCAUCCUGGGGCCCUCCCACCCGGACACCUCCUACUACAUCCGCUACCGAGGGGCCGUGUACGCAGACUCUGGGAACUUCGAGCGCUGCAUCAACCUCUGGAAGUACGCCCUGGACAUGCAGCAGAGCAACCUGGACCCACUCAGCCCCAUGACUGCGAGCAGCUUCCUCUCCUUCGCCGAGCUCUUCUCCUUCGUCCUGCAGGACCGCGCCAAGGGCACCCUGGCCACCAAAGUGACCUUCAACGACCUGAUGGGCAUCCUGUGCAAGAGCGUGCGGGAGGUGGAGCGGGCAGUCUGCCAGCGGGAGAACCCUCCGGAGGUGACCCAGUUCACCAAGGCUCUCUCCAUCAUCCUGCACCUCAUCUUCCUGCUGGGCAAGGUGGACUGCAGCCCAGAGCAGGAACAUUUCAAGAAGCAGACCAUCUACCGGCUCCUGAAGCUCAACCCCAGGGGAAGGAACGGCUACACCCCCUUGCACCUGGCCGUGGAUAAGGAGACCACCACCGUGGGCCGCUACCCCGUGGGCAAGUUCCCCUCGCUGCAGGUGGCCCUGGUCCUUUUCGAGUGUGGCGCCGACGUGGACUCGCGGGAUUACGACAACAACACCCCUCUGCAUGUGUCCGCCAUGAACGGCAGCAUCGAAAUCAUGAGCGUGCUUAUAGAGGCCGGCGCCCAUUUCGACGCCACCAACUCCCAGCGCAAGACCGCCUGCGACCUGCUGGACGAGAAGGCCACCACCAAGAACCUGAUGCACCCCUUAAACCACGUCACCCUCCAGUGCCUUGCUGCCAGAGCCAUUGAAAAACACAAACUGCCUUACAAGGGCCUGAUCCCGGAAGAGAUGGAGGCCUUUAUUGAGCUGCAUUAACCUUUCGUGCUGCCAACGCCGUUGCAUUAUAGAAUUGUAGGGGCUGCUGAGAAAUAUUUGAACUGUGUCAGCCUGAGGGGCUACAACUUUUAACUCUUGUUUUGUUUUUAAACUGUUGGUGGCAUGGAGAGACGGGAGGUGGGCAUAUUUGCCAAGAGCCUGCAUGAGGCUUGACAACAGCUUCCGAUCUUCUUGUUUUUUUUUGUUUUUUUUAAUUUGUUAAUUUUAUUUGAAGCACUUUUAAGUUCUAGUACUUUGUUUUUCAUCUAAAGUACAGAAAUCGCUGGGCAACCAUUGAGUCUCUUGUUUAAACAUGUAAAUUAAAAAUAAGAUGCCUGAAUAAAAUUCAGUGAUUAUAAGAGAGGGCUAUUUUGCAUUUGUUUAAAAAAGCACAGCAAACAGGGUUGCGCUGGACGUUUGGAGAGCAAUUAUUUCUGUAGCCUAACUUAGAGUGGCAGACCUGGGUUACAAUAGUGAUCUUUAUUUAAGCCGGCCAGCAAGCACAAUGAAACUUGAAAGGUGUGUUCACUCCCGUUGCAAGUAAGUGGGGACAAGUCUGGCUACAGCACAACAUGUGCAUGGUAUCUUUACAGUUACUCAUAGGUCUUUUAAUAGACUGGGUGAAACAGGAGUAUAAAGUAAAAAUAAAUAUCAGUCCACGCCUGUGUUGCUGUUAGUAGCUGGUGGGUUAUUUGGUUCUAGUCUGGAUAGGUACGGUAGACCCAGCAUGGAACUUUCAGGAGACUGGGUUUCAGGCCACUGGGGAAGACUUGUGGUCUGAUACAGCAACGUUGUCCCAGCCUAGGUCUCCUGGACCCAGGUUUCAAGCCGCUGUUCCUGAAAAAGUCGUGUUCCCUCAGAUUUAAGGGACCCUUUGGGGCACGCUGAGGAGCAGCAUGGAGGAGGAUAGGGCUGCUCUGUAGUGUUUUACAAGCAAACAAAAAGUUGUGCUUAAAAAGGGGGAAGGAAAAAGUUUUUAAUUAGGGGCAUGCAAUUUAUACCCCACUGGAAUAAGCCACCCCCUGGAUUUUAUUAGCGCAUUUCCCAGUUUUGGUGGGUCCCUCUGGGUUGCAUCAACCACCUGCUUUUAGCCAUAGCCACACAGAUAGGAGUUUGAUGCAAUCCAGGGUGAUUUCCUCAGUGCUGAAAAAUGCUUCAAUUAAAUCUGUCCGAGGCUUAUCCUGGUGGGUUAAUGUAAUUGCAGAACAAUAGCUGUAAUAAUAAUAAUAAUAAUAAUAAUAAUAAUAUAGUAAUAUAAUAACAUGUAAUAUUGUGAAAAUAAAUGCAGUGUUCUGUGCCUUCAGUGUGAAGUAGACAGUAUUGUAAAAUGUGCACAUUCAACAGCAUUAGUUUCAAUGAAUAUAGACUAUUUGGGGUUGAUUUGAUGAACCGUACCCUGCCAGGAUAAGUCACAGCUGGAUUAUAGAGCAUUUUACAGUACUGUGAAGGUUGAUUCAGUGCAGGGUGAUUGCCCUCAGUGCUGUUAAAUGCUCUGAUAAAAUCUGUUGCUUAUCCCGGUGGUGUGCAGUUUGAGCCCGUCAAUCUGAAGUUGAAGGGUGGCUCAUAAAUGUCGUUGUGCAUCCAGGGGUGCCUCAGAAUGGCCGUCUCCUCUUUGCGGAGUCACGGGGAACAGAAACUGCUUUAGGGAAACUAAAAAAUGCCACCACUGAAAUCUGUGGCCCCUCGGAGGUUGUAACAGUUCUGUUUAUUUGAUCCAGUCUGCAUUGCUUUUCAGUUUGAUUUACACUACAGUGAACCAAGAAAUACACCGUGGAGCAGUCCUCUCAAACUUACUAGCACCGGCGGGCGGUGGUCUGUGGCCACUUGUGUAUGUUAUGAGAAUUAUUCUGUGUUUAAAAUGAAAUUGCACAUUGUCUGCAUUUAAUUCAAAUUACUUUACGGUUUAUUUAACCCAAUAUGCAAAUGUUAACCCUGCAAAUGGUGCAUGCUGUAGUACAAUAAAAUGCAUGUUAAACAACACAAUAGAAUAUUGUCUGAAAUAUAGAAUUAAAAGUGAUUACGAUCUGAUGUGAAAGCCCUCUGACUGCUUUGAAAUGAACAUGAUUUGUGUGUUGCUUUUAGUGAAUUGCCAGCUACAAGAACACAUUUUUGCAGGUUUAGAUUGGUACAAAGUGCCUUUUCAGAGGUAAGCAAACCCUCUACUUCCAGAAAACACAAAGGCAGUUUCAGAUACUGGUAUACGCCUGAAUGCUGUAGAGUGCAGUCAUGUAUAAAAGCAAGUGGUGUCCCGUUUGUGGCUAAUUCCUCCUAAUGCAUCAUGUCAUAUGGACUAACUUGGACGUGUGAGUGCUUAACUCCCCAACUUCAAUGAAGGAACUAGAGGUCAUAAUCACUGAGGAACUGUGAUCGAUCCAUCCAGAGCAAUUUUAAGACAAACCACUGCCGCCCUGGGUACCUGUUAUUGACACUGCUUUGUAAGGUGUUUCUAAUGUUUUGUUGCAUGUAGGUUAGCAUGCUGGAGGAUUUUAGCAUUGCAGCAGAGCUGGGAUUAAUGUAAUGUGUUAUACUGGGCUGUACAGAAGCCAAGCUUAUACUCUGCAAGAUGACACGAAAGUCAUGAUCCGGCGCAGAUCACAAUAUACACGUCACAAGCUCAUUCAUGUGGGAGUCCUGAUGGAUUUGAUAUGAUGAGAAAUAAGAUGAAGUGAUUGUUAAUGAUGGGACUGUUUUGUAAUAAGAGAAUGUGGAGCAUGUUUUAAUACCAACGAUAAAUUGCAUUGACAUGUCACUGAAGGACCACAUUUCAGACUACUGUACAAGUAGCUGCCGAGUACCAUAUAAUUGGGUACUUGGGUACACUCUAUUGUCUGUGCUAAUGCUGCUGCUAUUUUAAUUUUAUAUAUGUGCGUCAUACUGACGUGGCUAAGAUAAGAUUUUCAUACUAAACAAGAGAAUUUUGUGACAAGCCUGUUUGCAGAAAAUGUCUCUGUGUAGGUCUGUGUUUAUGAUACAGACACAUGUGUAAUGCUAUUCAUGUCCUUGGCAGGGAUAUAGGACUUUAUGUUACAGCUAUAACUUUAACAACUGAACCAUAAGAUCUUGAGCAGUAAUAAAGAGAAACUAGUUCUAAAAAAAAUGGUCUUUGUCGGUUGCCUAGAUCUGAAUAGAAAAGUGUCUUAAAAUAUUUGGAGAUUUAACAGGUUUAUUUUUGCUAGACUGUUGUCUGGUUUCACAGAGCUCGGUUUGCACUAGGCAUGGACUACCUCAGCUAAGGAUGGUUUCACAAACUGUGAUUAGCACGAAUCUUUGACUACCUAACGUUACCCUAACUGCUUGUUUCAGAGACCUCGAUUAGCAUGAAUCUUGGACUACCUAAUGUAACCCUAGGCAUUUCAGAAUAAGUGCUCUGUGAAACCAGCCAUGCUGUUAGGUAAUCCAAGAGUAGAACUAAUGGGGGUCUGUGAAACCAGCUCAGGAUGAGUGCGGGAGAACCCGGAUCAGAUGGGAUCGACGGUCAAUCUGUGCUCAUGGAAACAAGGUAUAAUUGUAGGCUGUCCAACACUGGUGCUAAUCCAGGUCUGUGAGUCCUGCUAGGAAUGUUUUACAGAUCGGGUCAAAUAGAAGAGCGCUGGCCCCAAGUCAUGUGCACAGUGUCUGUAACUUGAUACAUACAGAAUAUUGUAAUGAGCUACUGUCAUUUAUCAAUAUGCAAUGUAUCGUUUCACCUUUGCUCAAAUGAUGCUGUUUCUCACCUGGGACUUGAGUGUACUGUAGCCCAAUCAGUGGCAUUAGGAAAUAUCAAUACUGUUUGAAUAAUUAAAUAAAUGUAUUUGAUAGCAA